UCUAAGUUGUUCUAACAAUUUAAAUCCAAUAAUGGCAUCAGAAUUACGCCAAGCAAUUUCAGUGAUCCGAAAAGCUCCUGAAUUGAUCACUCCGGCAGCACCAACGCCACAAGAAAUCAAGAAACUUUCAGAUAUAGACGAUCAAGAAAGCCUGAAGUUUAACGUUCCAUCAUUAUUCUUUUACAAGAACAGUCCUUCACCUGAAAUGGAAGGGAAAGAUCCAGUUAAGGUCAUCAGGGAAGCUCUAAGUAAAGCACUUGUCUUUUAUUAUCCUUUAACCGGAAGGCUGGUGGAAGGCGACAAUCGCAAGCUUCUGGUGGAUUGCAAUGGCGAAGGAAUUUUGUUUACAGAAGCUGACGCUAAUGUCAAACUUGAGCAUUUUGGCGAUGAAAUUCAGGUUCCAUGUCCAUAUGUGGACCAGCUGCUGUAUAAUGUUCCAGGCUCUGAUGCCACUCUUGGUUGCCCACUUUCGUUGAUUCAAGUGACUCGUCUUCUGUGUGGAGUAUUCAUUCUCAGGCUACGUUUUAUCCACACAAUUUUUGACGGAUUUGGCUUCGUACAAUUCCUGAAAGCCGUGGAGGAGAUGACAAAAGGUGCAAAUUCGCCAUCAUUAACACCUGUUUGGCAAAGGGAAAUUCUAAAUGCAAGAAAUCCACCACGAAUAACAUGUAGCCACCAUGAAUUCCAGCCUGUAAAGAACUCCAGAGAUAUCUUCCUGAACUUUAAUCCAGAUGAUAGCCCACAAUCAUUCUACUUUGGCCCCGAAGAGAUAGCAUCACUUCGUCACCAACUUCCCUCUCACCUUGAAAAAUGUUCGACGUUUGAUUUGAUAACAGCUUGUUUAUGGAGAUGUCGUACGAUUGCACUUGAAACAAAUCCUGAUGAGAUUGUUCGACUUUCAUUCGCAGCUACCGUUCGCGGCAAGCAUUAUAACAAGCUCAUACCUCCAGGAUACUACGGAAAUGCUUUUGCAUAUCCAGCUAUAUGUUCAAAGGCUGAUGAUUUGUGCAGGAAACCAUUGGAAUAUGCAGUGGAAUUAGUGAAGAAGAUGAAGACUGAUAUGAAUGAAGAGUAUAUAAGAUCUGUGGCAGAUCUUAUGGUCAUCAGGGGAAGGCCUAAAUAUACGAGCGAGGGACUCUUCAUUGUCUCUGAUAAUUCUCGAGCUGGGUUCGAUGAGGUUGAUUUAGGGUGGGGGAAGCCGGUGUUUGGUGGAAUCGCUGGGGCUUUAUUACUCAUCAGUUUCUAUUUGAAGUACCAAAAGAGAGAUGAAGAGAUUGGAAUUAUGGUACCAAUAUGCUUUCCAUUGUUAACCAUGUUGAAGUUUCAAGAAGAAAUGAAGAAGAUGACCAAAGCACCUAUGUGAAAAUGAUGACCAAACCAUGUUGAUCCCAUAGGCGUGUCUUUUUAUUGUUACUAGUCUCACUCACUCAAUAACUCAUGGUUAUAAAAACGUGCAAAUGGGAUCAAGUUUGGAGAGAUUGGAACAUUGAUGUCUCAUUGCAGAUGGAGCGUCAAGUAAUCUGCAUAAAUGGUAUUUUCUAUUGUGCGAUUGCUAUGAGAUGCACAUUUUCUUAAAUACA
Mangifera indica (mango) is the source of this 1580-nucleotide messenger RNA. Its product is annotated as alcohol acyl transferase 1 allele RGb-like. The record is from RefSeq and is a predicted model, not a curated record. Lineage: Eukaryota; Viridiplantae; Streptophyta; Magnoliopsida; Sapindales; Anacardiaceae.